This is a messenger RNA of Sipha flava (yellow sugarcane aphid), 1989 nucleotides long. RefSeq names its product octopamine receptor beta-3R-like. The record is from RefSeq and is a predicted model, not a curated record. The transcript is spliced from 5 exons. Gene Ontology annotation, biological process: adenylate cyclase-activating adrenergic receptor signaling pathway. Gene Ontology annotation, molecular function: melanocortin receptor activity; octopamine receptor activity. The coding region runs from base 474 to 1766 and encodes 430 amino acids. Gene Ontology annotation, cellular component: membrane. Lineage: Eukaryota; Metazoa; Arthropoda; Insecta; Hemiptera; Aphididae.
ACCGGUGUACGCAGCAACGGUCGCGAAAACCGCGCGUUCGGGUGUUCCGGUACCGCAGCGAUUGUUGCGCUAACCGUUGACGGCAACAGUGACGCGGAUACCGUCGCGGUCCGACGAUUCGCGUUUUCGUUUCUGUUGACAGUGAUUGUUCGUUAGAAACAAUUUAAAUAAAUACAUUUUUUUUUUUUCGAGUUUUUUUUUUUUUUUUUGGUUUUACGUUUGGCUACACGUUUCCGGUCCACGUAUCGUUAGAGAGAGAGAGAGAGAGAGAGAGAGAGAGAGAGAGAAACAACAGAACGCUCGCGUCCGACGUCGUUCGUGUUGCUGACCGCCGGUUGCUUUCGUUUCGAUUUCAUUCCAUCGCAAAGCGGACCACCACCACCACCACCACCACCACAACAACAGCAGCAGCAGCGGCAGCGGCAGCACGCGGACCGCGCACUCGACAUGUGACGGCCGUCCGGGCGGUGGCCAUGGACCUGCAGACGUGGCGGUACGACACGGAACUGGAAACGGGCGGCGCGCGACCGGGCUCGGGUAACGGUACGUGCGGCGGCGGCGGCGGCGGAGGCGGCGGAGGCGGCGUCCGUGACGGUUGCGCGGUCGGCCACAGCAACAAGACGCACGCGGUGGCCGGCGACGUGGCCGUGGACGGGACUACGGCGGCGGCCGGGGUGGCGGAGGACGCGGGCGGCGGGGCGGGCCCGGCGAUGGGUCCGGUGCUGGUGAUCAAGACGGUGGCCAUGUGCUCGAUCAUACUGUGCGCGGUGCUGGGCAACGCGCUGGUGGUGAUCAGCGUGGUGCGGCACCGGAAGCUACGCAUACUGACCAACUACUACGUGGUGUCGCUGGCGUUCGCCGACUUCCUGGUGGCGCUGUGCGCGAUGUCGUUCAACGCGAGCGUCGAGAUCACCGGCAAAUGGAUGUUCGGCUACGUCAUGUGCGACGUGUGGAACAGCCUGGACGUGUACUUCUCCACCGCGUCCAUACUGCACCUGUGCUGCAUCAGCGUGGACCGGUACUACGCGAUCGUCAGCCCGCUCCAGUACCCGAUCACCAUGACGCAGCGCACCGUGCUCUACACGCUGCUCAACGUGUGGACGCUGCCCGCGCUCAUAUCGUUCCUGCCCAUAUUCUCCGGCUGGUACACCACCGCCGAGCACCAGGCGUUCCGCCGCAAGAACCCCAUGUCGUGCGUGUUCGUCGUCAACCGGUACUACGCCAUCGUGUCGUCGUCCGUGUCGUUUUGGAUCCCCGGCGUCGUCAUGAUCGUCAUGUACUACAGGAUUUACAAAGAGGCCGUUCGACAACGACAAGCCCUAUCGCGGACUUCUAGCAAUAUCAUUCUGAACAGCAUACAUCAACACAGAAUUCAGCACUACAGCCAUAGGCUUCGACCACCGGAUAGCGAGAAUGUGCCUAACGGAAACGUUCCAACGACGAAACCCAGUACGAGUUGGAGGACAGAGCACAAAGCGGCUCGCACGCUGGGAAUUAUCAUGGGCGUAUUCCUAUUGUGUUGGUUGCCGUUUUUUCUUUGGUAUGUGAUAGCGACAUUAUGCGGAGAUCCGUGUAGCUUUCCGGAAACACUGGUGACCGUAUUGUUUUGGAUCGGUUACUUCAACUCAUCGCUGAACCCAUUGAUAUACGCCUACUUCAACCGAGACUUCAGAGAAGCAUUCAAAAACACGCUGCAAUGUGUAUUUCCGUGUUGUCAGUCAUAUUGUCCAAAAGAAAGCGACUCUACGGCCAUGAGUUACGUCUAACCUGUUGGCAAUAAUAAAAAAUAAAAAUUAUAAUAAUAGUAAUAAAUAUAAUAUAUUGUAUUAUUAAGCAUUUUCAUUGAAACGGAGUACAUAACGAACUCCGAGUAUCAAACAUUUUAGAUGAUAACUAUAUACGAGUAUAAAUAUAUAUUUACGUUUUGUGAUUUUUUUUUUUUCACCGUAGGCUAAAUACCUAGCCGUUAAAUAUACUAUACAUUUACGU